AGUCUUUAGCUAGCCAACCCGCAAGUACCGCUAUGAUAAGUUAAAUACUUGCACUCAUCUUCCAGAACACCACAAAAUUCUACGCUCAACAUGUCCACAAAUUACGACUUCAAGACUGCUCUUGUGACCGGCGGUGGGGGUGGUAUCGGAAAGGCGCUUGCGCACCAGAUGAUAAAAGAUGGGAAGAAAGUCAUCAUCGCUGGUCGCACAGAGUCGAAAUUGCAAGAAGCCGCAAAAGAGAUCGGAGCAACGGCUUACUACGUCCUUGAUACUGGAGAUGUCAAAUCUAUCCCGGCUUUCAUCAAGAAGCUGAUAUCCGAGCAUCCGGACCUCGAUUGCCUCGUCAACAAUGCUGGUGUGCAGCGGCCACUCGACGUCAACGAAAUGGACCCAGAGGAAUUUGGCAGCAAGGCUGACCAGGAAAUCGAUAUCAAUAUCCGUGGACCCAUGCACCUUGCACUUAAUCUGCUCUCACAUUUCAAAACUAAGCCAAUGGCACUGGUGGCCAAUGUAUCUUCCGUUCUUGGCUUCGUGCCAUUCUCCCUCGUCAACCCCGUGUACAACGGUACGAAAGCAUGGGUACACUUCUGGUCAAUGAACCUACGAGCCCAGCUCAAGGAUACAAAGAUCAAGGUCAUCGAGAUUGCGCCGCCCACUGUGGCAACAGACUUACAUCGUGAGAGAAAGGAUCCAGAUGACAACAAGAAAGAGAAGAACAAAGCUGCCUUGAGCGUGGAAGAGUUCAUCGAAGAAACGUUAGGGAAGUGGAAGAAGGGAGACGAGAUGAUUGCCGCCGGCCCUGCAAAUAAGAUUGUGGAUACUUGGCAGGAGAACAUGGGGCCUAUCUUCCACGACAUGGCAAAGUAGUCGCUGCCAAAGAAUUAAUAAUCGAUUUAUACUUGUGGGUUGACACCUCGAGUAGGAUUUGAAAUCGACUGAUAAGACCACGAGACAUGAUGCUCAUGAUUACACCAACACAUGCACGGCAGAAAUGAUACCGACUUGAC
Alternaria alternata is the source of this 1007-nucleotide messenger RNA. RefSeq names its product putative short-chain dehydrogenases/reductase. The record is from RefSeq and is a predicted model, not a curated record. Bases 91 to 867 code for a protein of 258 amino acids. The transcript is spliced from 2 exons. NCBI's taxonomy places the organism in Eukaryota, Fungi, Ascomycota, Dothideomycetes, Pleosporales, Pleosporaceae. Gene Ontology annotation, cellular component: membrane.